Messenger RNA from Phialemonium atrogriseum, 3426 nucleotides. Its product is annotated as bromodomain-containing protein. Gene Ontology annotation, cellular component: SAGA complex; SLIK (SAGA-like) complex. Gene Ontology annotation, biological process: regulation of transcription by RNA polymerase II. The coding region runs from base 1 to 3426 and encodes 1141 amino acids. NCBI's taxonomy places the organism in Eukaryota, Fungi, Ascomycota, Sordariomycetes, Cephalothecales, Cephalothecaceae. The record is from RefSeq and is a predicted model, not a curated record. The transcript is spliced from 3 exons. Gene Ontology annotation, molecular function: structural molecule activity; protein heterodimerization activity.
AUGUCCUUCGCAAACGGCCAGCAUGCCUGGCCGCCGCCUCCUAUUAAUCAUGUCAACGGAAAUAGGAUGAAUCACCUCCUUGGCGAUGGUCCAGUGCCGACGCAGACCCCCAUCGAUCAUUCCCUGGCGUUGAUGCCUGAGGCAUCAUCUGACCUCGAGGAAGAGACCCGCCGCGCCCACUUCUCGGAUCUCUUUCGCAAAAGCGAAGCAAAGAUCGCGUUGAUGUUUACUGAGGAAGGAGGCUAUGAUUACUCUGCGAUAUCAAAUUUGAAGCGCCCAUCGCCCGUCUCCCCCGCAUCAUUACCCGCCCCCACCGACCAUGCGCCGAUCCAGGAACCGCCGCGCAAAAGGGCGAAGCGUGUCAUCGACGAGGAUGAUUACGGCGACGAUGAUGACGAGGAUGAAGAAGAUGAAGACGAAGGGAAUGCCCACGCUUCUCCCCACAAGUAUAAGAAUGCGGAUGGUUCCGCCACCAAGUUCCUUCUCUCGCCGUCCAAGUCCGGCAGCUCUCCGGUCCAUUCUGUCUCGUCGCCUGACAAGACGACCGACAAGGCUAAAGAGGAUGGGCCACAAGGGCAUGUGAAGACCUCGGAAGAUGCGCGGAAGGAGCUGGAGGAGGCGAGGAAUGCCACCGAGGAGGCUGCGAAGCGGAGUUUCCACACCCUCUUUUACACACUCGAGAACGACCGAACGGCGAUGCUGGAGCAGCAACAGCUGGAGGAGUCCGAAAAACAGCUCCAAGCCGAGAUGGACAAGACGAACAAUAAUGCUGCGAACAAUGGUCCUGGACAGAACCACGGUUCCCUUAGUAACGCGAACCUCGGCGCCUCGAGCCUGACCUUGAAACAUCUUAUUGCGAGGAUCGACAUCAAGCGCAACCUAGUCCGGGCAUCCGAUGCAGAGCUACGAUCUCUCAUGAAUGAAGUGCGGAAGAAUAGGAGCAAGUGGGCGAGUGAGGAGAACGUUGGACAGGAGGAGCUCUACGAAGCGCUGGAGAAGGUCCUCAGCGAACUGAAAGCGCACACGGAGUAUUCAACCCCCUUCCUCAACCGAGUAAACAAGAGGGAUGCGCCAGAUUACCACAACUUCAUCAAGCACCCUAUGGAUCUUGGUUCCAUGACCAAGAAGCUCAAGGGACUUCAGUACAAGUCAAAGGCGGAAUUCGUCACCGACCUGAACUUGAUCUGGGAUAACUGUCUCAAGUACAACCAAGACAUGGGUCACCCACUUCGACGGAUGGCCAACGGUAUGCGGAAGGAAGCGGAAAAGCUCAUUCCGUUAAUACCAGAUCUCGUGAUCCGUCCUAGGGCCGAAGUUGAGGCCGAGGAGCGCCGGAAACAAAACGGCGGAGAUGACGAUGGCGGCGACGACAGUGACGACGAGCCGAUUAUGUCAUCACGCGGCCGGAAAGCCGGCACGAAGGGGGCCAAUAAGUCUCGGAAAGCGCCUUCAGACCAGAAGGAGGGAAGCCCAAACGUUGAGCAGAAGCCAUUGCCCCAACUCAACGGCCUCCUCAAGUCGCAUCGAGAGGGCUCCGAAGUCGAGGGGAGCAAUGGCUUUGCGACUCCUCCCGUUGGUGGAUCCAUCACCCCCAGCGCAGUGAAUGGUCACUCCGGAAUCAGCAAUGUUGACGCUAUGGACAUCGAUGGGCCCUCCCUGAAUGGAAUCGCCUUGGGCCAGGCUCUGGGCGACGCAGCGGAGCAAGUAUACGAGGACGAGGAAUACAAAAUCUGGAAGCAGGUCACCAAGAAGGACCGAGCCCUGCUCGCUAAAGAGCGAUUCCAAAUCUUCAACAACAACAGACUUAAUGUAGAUGAACCCGCUCUGUUGCGGAACAAGGCAGGAAUGCGCCGGUUCCUAAAGGCCAGGAGGGAGGCCGAGGAGGCUGGCGUGUUGAGCGGUGUCCAAACCGAAGCGUCGGUCGCCUCUGGGAAAGCGGCAGAGACCCUUGCCGAGGGCAUGGAGGACCAGGUCGAGAGGACAGUCCCAGAUUACUAUGAACCGCAGACCGUGGUCCCGGAUAUCCCUCCCAAGCUCCGCUGGAUAGAGGACGGAGAGGGCCAAGUGAUCAACCAGCACGAGGAGUUCCUCCGGCUAGUUCCCGAGAGAUCAUUUGUCGCGCCCUCCAGCCGACUGACGAAGAAGUUCGACGACAAUAUCCGACAGAUGCAGGAGACCCGCAAGCUCUGUUCCAAGAUCGGUGUCAUCAAGCAGAUGCAGAUUCAAACACAGGUGUACUCGAAUCAAUUCCCCAAGUGUAAUCCGGAGCCUUUCGUAGAGGCUGAUAUUGAGCCUCAUUUCUUAUGCGGAGAGGGACCAGUUAUGGCCCCGGAGGUCUGCAGGUCAGCCAUGCAACGCUCCGUCGCUAAAGUUUUCUACCACGCCGGCUUUGAGGAGCUUCAGCCCUCCGCCCUCGACGCGAUCACCGAGAUUGCCGGCGAUUAUCUGAUGAAGCUGUCUCGGUCCUGCAAUGUCUACGGCGAGGCCGAAAAGAUUGUUGCCCCAGGGGCGAGUACUGAUAAACGCACCCGGUUCCAACCAAGAUUUACAUCUGAGGAGAUCCUCUUGCACGCUCUCGCAGAGAAUGGUUAUGAUGUCGAGGCACUUGAAACUUAUGCGAGAGACGAUGUCGACAGACUAGGGUCGAGACUCGGCGUCAUCCACGAGCGGAUGAAGGCUCACUUGGCUGACCUGCUACGACCCGCUCUCACCGACGUUGGGCCGGACGGUGCUGGUGCCUUCAACGACGGUAGCGAACAGUUUAUCGGGGGUGACUUUGCAGAGGAGCUCGGAGAGGAUUUCUUCGGGUUCAAAGCGUUGGGCCUCGACAAGGAGAUGGGUCUCGACAUGAUGUCAGUCCCCCUCCAUCUGCUUCAGUCGCGUGUGCGGAGCCAGUUCCAGAUGCAGACCCAGACAGUCGGGACCACAACCUCGGACCUGUUCGAAGCGCCGCCGCCGUUGGAACCUGUCACGAGGGAGAACAUCCAGGAACAAAUCGGCCUGGUCAAGAAUUUCUUCCUCGCCAAGCUGCACGCCAAUGGCGAUCAGCCGCUAGUGGAGGACGAAGAUCUGCCGGUCAAGCAACGGCGACCUCGGCCUCGCCUUGGCGCGACUGGCAAAAUUGUCUCGCCGCAGAAACGGCCGCCAAAGGAGCAAAUCGCGCUAGCCAAGAAGAAGAAGAAGCUCGAGUCUGGGCAGGCCCAAGUCACGGAUGGCAAAAACGCUGUCAAUGCCUCUCCAGAAAAGGGCAACACGCCUUCAAAGAGGCUGAAGAAUGUCACUAUUGCCAACGGUGUGGGCCCAAAUCACCUGCCACGAGCACCCCCGAUGGAAAGGCUUGAGAGCAUGCAGAGCCAGGGCAAUGCCAGUCAGACUGAUAAGGACGAUCCUGUCAGCAUGAUGAGCCCGGAGAGCAUUGAACGUUGA